AGGAGCAGCAGCAGCGGGGCGCCUGGCCGCCAAGGGCAGGACAGCAGCAGGGGGGUGACAGGGAGCUGAAGCGCCCCGAGGAGCAGCUCGGAGGCGGCUGCGUGGAGCAGGAGGCCCCCGAGAUGGCCGCGUUUGAGGGGGAGGCCUUGACCGACGAGGAGGGCACGGACUCCGAAGCAGAGCAAGAGCUGCGCCUCUCGGGCCGUCCGGCCUGUGCUAAUAAACUAAUAGACUAUAUUAUCGGGGGAGCCUUCAGCGGGGAGGAGAGCGCGGAUGAUGAAGACUGGGAGGAUGAUGACGACGGGUUCGACAGCGAAGGGCUCCUCUCCGAUUCGGAUGCUGGUAGCCAACAUGAGGAACGAUUGCAUCUCUGGAAUUCCUUCUACAGCCUGGAUCCUUAUAACCCUCAGAACUUCACGGCUACCAUUCGGACAGCUUCCAGUGAGCCGGGAAGGGAUGUGCUCUGUGGGUCGGAUGUAGAAGAGGAGGAGGAGGAGGAAGAGGAGGAUUCAUGGGCAGAAGAAUCUUCAGGCUCUCCUGAUCCUAGUUGUGAAGACGAUGAUGAAUGGGAGUGUAGUAGUGUGGAUGAGGCAGAAAAUUUGAAACUUUGGAAUUCGUUCUGUACCUCAGAUGAUCCAUAUAAUCCUUUCAAUUUCAAAGCCUCCUUCCAAACGGCAGCAAAACCAGGGAAACCGGGUUUAAAAGGGGCAGAGAGGCCGAGCCUGGUCGCUUCUGAGUGCAGCCUCUUAACAGUGUGUACGGUGCAGCUGGAAACGCAGCCCUGCGGCAUCGCAGACCCUGGGCAGCAGGGCCUGCCUUCUGCUGCGAAAUGUGGACGUUCCAAGAGGAAAAAGGUAACCUUCCUUGAAAAAGUUACCGAGUAUUAUAUAAGCAGCGAGGAGGAUCGUAAAGGGCCCUGGGAAGAACUUGCACGAGACGGAUGCAGGUUCCAGAAACGUAUCCAAGAAACAGAAGAUGCCAUAGGAUACUGCUUAACCAUAGAGCAUAGACAAAAAGUAUUUAAUAGACUCCAAGAAACCUACAAAAGGCUCGACCUCGUCUAGCACCU
Messenger RNA from Tinamus guttatus (white-throated tinamou), 1069 nucleotides. RefSeq names its product protein phosphatase 1 regulatory subunit 15B (gene PPP1R15B). Gene Ontology annotation, cellular component: protein phosphatase type 1 complex; endoplasmic reticulum. The record is from RefSeq and is a predicted model, not a curated record. Gene Ontology annotation, molecular function: protein phosphatase regulator activity. Gene Ontology annotation, biological process: response to endoplasmic reticulum stress. Lineage: Eukaryota; Metazoa; Chordata; Aves; Tinamiformes; Tinamidae.